GCGUGAUGCGUGAUCUGUGGCUGGCUGGUUGGUGCUCUCACUCUGUCCCUUUCUCUGUCUCUCUCUCUCUCUCUCUCUCUGUCUGUCUGUCUGUCUGUCUCUUCUCUCCCUCUCGCGAUGGCUACUCUCUCUGGCUACUCUGUCUUUCUCUCUCUUCUCCAUAUUAUUAUACACGCCCCCCCCUCCCCCCUCCCACCCAUCCAUCUUCCCCAUCCAUCCCAGACUGCAUCUGCACAGCAACCCAAUAAGCCUCGUCAUACGCCCAUUACAAAGUAUUUACUACUUUUUCAAGUCCAAAAAAAAGCCAGCCCAGCGCCGCGCCAUCUCAUCCGCAUUUUCAUCCCCAUCCCAAACCUUGCCGCCUCAACACGCCCCCUCCUUUCUCCUCUUCGUCUCCUCUUCUUCGUCUCCUCUCCGUCUCCUCUUCGUCUCCGCUUCGUCUCCCCUCAUUCGCGCCGCCUCCGUCGCCGCCGCCGUCGCCGCCGCCCCGCCCGCGCACCGUCCAACAGACCGUCGGUCCUUGGUGUACCGGUUUUCCUAAUCUUUUUUCUCACGCCUUUCUGGCGCCCUUUUUGUUGGAGUCCCCCGGGCGGGCGCCCGCUGCCGGCCGUGAUCCGUCGUUCGCGUUAAAAGUUCGGCCAAGACGUACCGUCACUUCCCUUCCCUACCCUUCCCUUCCUUUGUACGCCAUCGCGGACUCGGCCUCUUCUUACGCGAGGUCAGCCGGUGAGACGGGG
Molecule: messenger RNA, 737 nt
Organism: Ilyonectria robusta
Lineage: Eukaryota; Fungi; Ascomycota; Sordariomycetes; Hypocreales; Nectriaceae
Exons: 1
Coding region: 118-630 (170 amino acids)
Source: RefSeq, a predicted model, not a curated record